AUGUUCUCCCCCGCCGAAGAUUUCCAAGGUCAACCCACUGAUAACGCGCUGGAGAAAAGCGAGAGUCAGAAAGUGUCGAUCGUAAAGCACUGCCUACGAAGUAGUCUUCAAAGAGAGGAGAACGUAGCCAAAAUGACAGCGAGAGGUGAGCGAAAUGGUUCUAGCUCUGGCUCCCAAAUGCCAACAACUUUCUCGGGAUCGAAAAAGCCCAACGCUAGAUCAAAUACUUUUUAG
Messenger RNA from Botrytis deweyae, 234 nucleotides. RefSeq lists its product as uncharacterized. Bases 1 to 234 code for a protein of 77 amino acids. The record is from RefSeq and is a predicted model, not a curated record. The transcript is spliced from 2 exons. Lineage: Eukaryota; Fungi; Ascomycota; Leotiomycetes; Helotiales; Sclerotiniaceae.